CUGCAGCAUUGCUCGCGCUCAGGACUAACUCAGUGCGUUUCUGACUGCCAAGACCUUCGCAAUACUUUUCCUCUAUCUUGCUUCUAGCUUGCGCGCCUAUUUUCCCUUUGCGUGGGAAGUGAUACGCGUUUACUCGAGUUAGCGAAGGAGAGGUUCAUUGCUCAACGUGUCAGAGGUCGGCGCUAGUGGCGCCCAUUGAGCGCUCAAGCGCCCACAGUUGGCAUAAAUAAGAUUUUCCUCGCCGUCUCCCUUCGUGUCCGUCCCAUUUUUGAUCACGCUCCCACUCGUCCUACACUCCUUUACCAUGUUGUUACCGACUGUACAGGUCGGCUUCGGCAUCUUACGAUACCUGCUUCCCCUACUUCUGCUCGUCGGCCUAUCAAAGCAGACUAGUCUGCCAUACACCUCCCGCGCUGCAGCAGAUGAUAUCUCCACGAUGACGGAACGGCGUAUCGCCGCCAUCGUGGACUCGCAGAGUACAGGCAGUGUCGGCAGCUGGCUUUCCAGUCUCGAUAGAGGACAGGGCAAAUGGCCCGACAGUCAGAUCAACUACGCUACUGGAUGUAAUGCCCAACGCGCGAACUGGCCCGCGCUGAACCACUGGAACAGGAUUGUGGCGAUGACUGCCGCCUGGCACGGCGGCGCACCUAACCAAGAUAGCAAAUGGGUUCAAAACAAAGAUCUUCGCAGCGCUAUAUCCUCGGCCAUGGGGUACUGGUUUUCACACGACUACAAGAACGACGCGUGUGUGAAUGGUGACUUCCAUGGUAAGAAUGCGUGCCCCUGCGGUACACCUGGAUUCUGGAAUACCAACUGGUACAGCAACGUCCUCGGUCUACCUCUGCUCGUCUCGCAGACCUGCCUCGUGCUCGGCGAUUCCCUAUCCAACUCCGAGCGCAACUCCUGCACCCACAUCACUUCGCGCGCCUACGCAACCUUCAACGCGAACGAGGGCUACCUCACUGGCGCCAACGUACUCGACCUGGCCAAAAUUGGUGCCGACGAUGCCAUGCUGAUGAAGAACACGACGCGGCUCACCGAUGCCUACUCCCGCGUACACGCGCAGCUCGUAUACAGCGAGAAGGUUAAGAACGACGGCGUCAAGGCGGACGGCAGCUUCCAGCAGCAUGGCGGGCUCUUGUACAACGGCAACUACGGCAACGUCUUCGCAAAGGACGUCAUGGAGCUCGAGAUCAAUGCUGCUCAGACGCAGUUUGCCGCUAAUCAGGAUCAACUUGGUGUCUUUGCGGCUCUUUUGGACUCAGAUCGAUGGAUGAUCUUCGACAAUCAGAAGACCUCCAUCAUGCACUGGGACUUCUCUGCUCUUCCUCGUUUUAUUGCUUUCCCCACUGCCGACUAUCAGCCUACCCAUGAUAUUGGUAUCAAUCUGACCGCAGUCGAGACACUCGGACGUCUUUCGGGAAACGCUGUGAUCACCGACGUGGCUAAUAGCCUCAAGGGCGGCUCGGACGGGGCCAACGCGGGUAAACUGGAAGGGAAUCGCUUGUUUUAUGCAAAUGAUUAUAUGGUACACCGAGGCAGAAACUAUGUCUCUACGCUCAAGAUGUACUCGGAGCGCACAACGAACUCAGAAUGCACGAACUCAGCGAAUCCUUUCGGCUUCCAUCUCGCCGAUGGUACUCUCUAUACAUACGUCCAAGGCAAUGAGUAUGAAGACAUUGCCGCCGCCUGGGACUGGGACAUGAUUCCCGGCAUCAGUGUCGACUACAAGGGCACCACACUCGAAUGCAAGUCCACGACAGCUACAGGCAAGCACUCCUUCGUCGGUGGUGUCUCCACCGGCGACGUCGGCAUUGCCGUCAUGCGCUACACCAACCCCAUCACCGGCAAGUUCUCCUUUCAGAAAGCGUGGUUCUUCACCGCGGACGAUACGCAGCGCGUGCUCAUCGGCAACAUCAACAACACCUCGCCCGUUGAGGUGCGCAGCGUGCUCGACCAGAAGCGCCACAGCGGCGACGUCUACAUCGACGGGCAGGUGUCCGGCGGUACGACGAAGCAGGGGCCGCAGUCCCUUUGGCACGCCGGCGUCGGGUACACCUUCCCCAACAAUACCUCCGCAAAGCUGACUGUCGCCACGGGAAACAAGUCGGGCGCGUGGAACAAGAUCGGCACGUCUGGUCAGGGCACCACCACCGUCGACCUCUUCUCCGCCUACCUCGUCCGCACGAACACCUCGCAGCCGCUCGAGUACACCAUAUUUCCUGGCACCGCCGACCAGGGCGCAUUCGCGAGCAAGGCGGCCGCCUCCGCGCUCCAGACCGUGCAGAACGACGCGCACAUAUCCGCUGUGUACGAUAGCGCGGCCAAGGUCGCCUAUGUCGUGUUCUGGGACGAGAAGGGCGGCGCGGUCAGCUUCCCUGAUGGCUCGAACAUUAGGACGAACAUCGCGUCGACGGUGAUCUACGACGCUGGUGCAGGGAAGGUCUUUGCCUCCGAUCCCACGCAGAAGCAGACUCAGCUGCAACUAGCGAUCACUCCCGCUGGUCAACCCGCGGUAUUUAAGACGCUGAAUCUACCUACGGCAGGAAAAGCUGGGUCGGGGGUGUCAUUUGAUCUCUGAGCUUGUGUGUAUUACUAAAGCUCUCUCUUCAUACUCAAUCCUUGACGACUCUGACCAUUACUGAUAACGAUGUAUAUCCUAUAUAUUUACUGACUUGUCAAUUGUCUUCUUGGGCGAUGCUUAUACCAUCGCAUGGAAUCCAAAGGGAUUAUAGCG
This is a messenger RNA of Schizophyllum commune H4-8, 2737 nucleotides long. Its product is annotated as polysaccharide lyase family 8 protein. The transcript is spliced from 9 exons. Gene Ontology annotation, cellular component: extracellular region. Bases 305 to 2581 code for a protein of 758 amino acids. NCBI's taxonomy places the organism in Eukaryota, Fungi, Basidiomycota, Agaricomycetes, Agaricales, Schizophyllaceae. The record is from RefSeq and is a predicted model, not a curated record. Gene Ontology annotation, molecular function: carbohydrate binding; lyase activity. Gene Ontology annotation, biological process: carbohydrate metabolic process.